Melospiza georgiana is the source of this 1462-nucleotide messenger RNA. RefSeq lists its product as uncharacterized. The record is from RefSeq and is a predicted model, not a curated record. Gene Ontology annotation, biological process: natural killer cell activation involved in immune response. The transcript has 10 exons. Gene Ontology annotation, cellular component: external side of plasma membrane. Gene Ontology annotation, molecular function: MHC class I protein binding. Bases 30 to 1082 code for a protein of 350 amino acids. NCBI's taxonomy places the organism in Eukaryota, Metazoa, Chordata, Aves, Passeriformes, Passerellidae.
GCCCCGAGGGGUCCCCGCUCCGCUCCGCGAUGUCCCCCCUCGGGGGUCGCCGCUGUCCCCCCGCGCUGCUGGCGCUGCUGCUGGGCCUGGCCGGGAGCCGAGGAUCCCCGGAAUGCCAAAAUCCGGCUGUGUCCCGCCCCGUGACCGCGGGAGCGUCGCUGUGCCUGGUGCCGGAGAAACCCCCGCGGGAGUGGACAGAGAUGCAGUGGAAAUGGGAUGAUAACGGGGUCUAUUGGGCCGAGUUCGAGAAUUCGCGAGUGAUUCCAUCCCGGUGCAUCCGAGUGUCCGUGUGGGACCCCGUCCCGCGGCCGGAGCUGAAAUCCCAAAUCCUGCAGCGGGAUCGGGGCCGGUGCCACCUGUCCCUGCUCUGCUCCAGCCCCGGGAACGUCUCCUACAGCUGGGCCUGUGCCGGGGAUGGCCCGGAGCCGGUCCCGGGGCAGAUCCCGGAGCCGAUCCCGGAGCCGGUCCCGGGGCAGAUCCCGGGGCAGAUCCCGGGGCAGAUCCCGGGCAGCUCCUCCCGGCUGCUCCGGAGCCUCCCCGAGGGCGCGGAUCCCCAAAUCUGCCUCUGCAACGUCAGCAACCCCGCGGGGUGGAGCGCGGCCCGCGCCGCCCUCACCUGCCCAGAAAUUUCAGGGAAUUUCAGCCUCUGGACACUGCUGGCCGGGGCCGGGGCCGGGGCUGUGGGGCUGAUCCUGCUCCUCGUGGGCUUCUGCUGCUGGUGGAGGAAGAGGAGGAAAAACUCCCGGGAAGGGACCCCCGGAACUGCCCCGGAGCAGGCGCUGACCGUCUACGCCACGGUGGGAGAGAAGAAACGCCGCCAGGGCCCUGCCAGGACGGGCGAGGCCACCCAGGAAGGAGCCACCAUCUACGCUGCGGUCACUCCCAGGACAGUGGAACACCCCAGGCACCAUGAGGAACCCAUGAAUUUCACCAUUUACUCCACGGUCCAGUUCGACCACGGGCCUUCAUCCAUCAAGAGGAAGAGGCUGGACCGAUCUUUGGUCUCCACCGCCUACCUGGAGGAUAACGGGGGUUACAGGCGCUUGGGGUUCCCAAAUCCCGCCGACCACCAGCGCCCCUGAAACCCCGGAAUUCCCAUCCCGGUGGAAUUCUCCUCCUGGAAACUCCAGCGGCCACUGGGACCCAUGGAAUAGAAAUAUCCAGAAAUAUCCAGAAAUUCGGGGUUUUUCUCCCCAAGAUUCAACCCCCGGCUGCGCCUCGGAGCGAAGAUCUGGGGAUGGAAAAUUCCGGAAGGGAUGGAUUUGGGAUUGGGCAGGCGGGAUGGGCAGGGUGGGAAUUCUGUGGGGAUUUUAGCGUUUGGAAAUUUGAGAAUUCUUUAUUUUUUAUUUUUCUUGAUGAAGAGCGUGAAGAGGUUUGGGUUCACCAAACCGAGUUUUUGGCCAAUGCACCAAUUUUGGGGUGGGUUUGGUGCUGGCGCUCACUGGAGUUGUUUGCUCGUUUC